UUACUUUCAAAUGACGUCUGUUUCCAAACAUGGCACACACUCAGGAACGUGCUUGGCCUCUUUGCCAGGCAGCAGCUUGUGACAGCAGGGCCUGCCGAUUCCCUUUUGAUGUUGAUAGGUUAAGACCAUGCAGGACUGGAUGUGCAGAUGAUAUAUGAUCGCACGCAGUGGAUUCGCCCAGAGGAUGAUGGCUAGCGUCCCACGCCCAGCACUGUGGCAGUUUAUAGAGUUGCUGUAAGAAUCAUUGCAAGACAAGAUGAAGGAUGGUACAUUGUAGAUGCCCAGAGCGAGAACAAAAGCAGUUGUAGUCGGGGCAUCAGAGACAUUGCUACAUGCUUUUUCAAUUCUCUGCACAAUAAAGAGCAUACAUAUUACGUGCAGGGCCCUGAAGAAGGACGUCUUGCACUUGAUUCGCGAAAUCGACAGCAAAAGGAUGAACAGCCAGAAGCCAGUCAUGUGAUACAGAUCGACUUUUACAGACGAGUCUUCUACUCGUAACGGACAUUAAUCACCAUGACCUCCACAUCGCAGCCCACUGUAGCCUCACCUGUUACAUCCUCCACACCACGUCCGGCGAUCAAGGCCACGGCAACGCCCCAUACCCGUCUCCAAGUCUACGUCCUUCCAACCCUCAGGAACAAAUAUGUCUUCCACGCACGCUUCCUCAAGCCAAGAUCACGAGUAGAAUAUUUUGCACUAGUGACUGCAUACAUAUUUCGGAAAUGGCGGUAUCAACUAUCCGAUGCAUGCGCCUUUGCGUGGCACGGAGUGGGUCACUGGGCAGGAUCGCGGACUGGUGUAUUACCAUCGGUUGGGCGUGGAAUAUGGUGGGCGGGGAACCGAAUGACGACACGAAGAGCGGCAGAUGAGUACUUUUUGAAGAGUGUACCCAAGAUUACGGAGCAUAUCGAGUUUGUGUACCCUGCAAGCGCUAAUGCAAAGCUGAUCAAGAACCAGCUUGGAGAAUUUCUGGCCAAUAGCGACCGUCACCGCUCCAAGCUGUUCCUUUGGGCUCUAGUCCUUCCUGUCGACCUUUACCUAGCAAAGUUCCACUUGGCAAUCGCCAACAUUCUCUUCUCCUACAACAUUUUUCGACUAAAUGCAUCAUGGCGAUCUAUGCAUGGGUCGAGGACACUCCAAAAAUUGCUCGAUUCAAAGGCGGUAACAUGGACUGCUAGCAAAGAGUUGGACGAGAUGAUCCAACGCAUCAGUGGUGAAGUGACCCAGCAGAUAGAGCGGGAAGUCGGCUCCCAAGGCCGGGUGUGGCGGUGGCGCCCAGAUGGAGAUUUACAUGAUGACGUUGUAGAAAAACUCGAGAGAGAUUUGAAGAUGGCUGAACUCGGCCGGACGUACAGAAGAACUCGAUUGCAGUAUUAUAUACAUGAAGGCAAGGAAUGGUAGAAGCUUUACAUGGAUAGCAAAACGAUAGAUGAUAGAAAACCCGCGGCUUUCAUGUCUGGCGUAGGUAGCAUACAUAUAUAAAAACAACGAUGAAUUAUCAUGAAACACAUCCACC
Messenger RNA from Spizellomyces punctatus DAOM BR117, 1516 nucleotides. RefSeq lists its product as uncharacterized. The record is from RefSeq and is a predicted model, not a curated record. Gene Ontology annotation, biological process: proton transmembrane transport; potassium ion transport. The coding region runs from base 514 to 1401 and encodes 295 amino acids. Gene Ontology annotation, cellular component: mitochondrial inner membrane. Lineage: Eukaryota; Fungi; Chytridiomycota; Chytridiomycetes; Spizellomycetales; Spizellomycetaceae. The transcript is spliced from 3 exons.